AUGGCAGUACCAGCAGCAGCAGCAGCAGUAGCAGCAGCACCAUCAUCCUCAGACGCAAGAGGAAGUGUGCCUCCCGGCCCCGCGGCUUUUGGUACGAAGCGCCUGUUCAACCUGCUGGAGGAUGAGUCAAAGGAGCGUGUCCUUCGGAUGCUGACUUCCUUUCGCACAUUGACUCCGCUGGAGCAGGCGGCUGCCGCCCAGGAGCUCGGCGUAACUCUGCCAAAAGAAGAAAAACAGGGCGCACUGGUAAGCCGUUCCCUCACCGGUCCGGCACUGGACGUGAGGAGCCGCGACCGCAGCUACGUUGCACUGGCCGACCCGCAAACGCGAAACGUGCCGCGUUCGUUGUGCGCACCGUCCCCAGCGGAGGCGGAACUGGCGGUGCUGGCGAAGCCGCUGCUGACGGGGACGCCGCUGCUGGGUGUGCCGGCGGAGGGGUCCGCUGAAGGUACCGCGUCGGUGCCGCAGAAGGGAAACUGCCGGUUCCGGGCGGAGGUCUGCGACGACAGCUCGGAUACCCAUUCACAGCAGUUAUCUGCCGCGGAAGGUGCGGAUGCCGAUGAAGUCGCACCGCCGCCUCAGGAAAAGGAGAAGGAAGCGCAGCAGCUUCCUCUGCUGUUCCGCAGCCGCGGCUACCAGGCGCUUCGCCUGGCGCGUGACGACGAGCCCAACAUUAUGCCUGAGAAGGCGUACACAACCCCCUCAGUGCUGAACCUUACCGGCAUGCCGAUUGAGGAAUCUGACUUGUGGACGUGGUUUGAGACAUUGGACGCUGCAGGCACUGGCGUGAUUGGCGUGGAGCCGCUCAUGUCGGCUAUCAAGGACCUCGACCGUGGGUUUGGGGUGAGCCAGACGGCGGAGGCCGAGUUCCGGGACGAAGUGGAGGCCCUUGCGACAGACGGGCAGUUGACAUUUGAGAAGUUUGCGUUUGUGGUAUCUCGCUUCCCCCGACAGUGA
Trypanosoma grayi is the source of this 957-nucleotide messenger RNA. RefSeq lists its product as hypothetical. Lineage: Eukaryota; Euglenozoa; Kinetoplastea; Trypanosomatida; Trypanosomatidae. The transcript has a single exon. The record is from RefSeq and is a predicted model, not a curated record. Bases 1 to 957 code for a protein of 318 amino acids.